UUGAAACAUAAACCCUAGUUGCUCCAAGCUCACUCUCCCCCAUUUCAAUGGCCGCAGCAGCAGCUCGUCCCCUUGUCACCGUGCAGGCCCUGGAGGGCGAUAUGGUUGCAGACGCAGCUGCAACCAUUCCCAUCCCCGAUGUCAUGAGGGCCUCCAUCCGCCCUGACAUCGUCAACUUCGUCCACUCCAACAUUUCCAAAAACUCCCGUCAACCUUACGCCGUCUCCCGCCGCGCCGGACACCAGACCUCCGCCGAGUCCUGGGGAACUGGCCGUGCCGUCUCCCGUAUCCCCCGUGUUCCCGGUGGCGGUACCCACCGUGCUGGCCAGGGAGCUUUCGGAAACAUGUGCCGUGGUGGUCGCAUGUUCGCUCCCACUAGGAUCUGGCGCCGCUGGCACCGUAAGAUCAACGUCAACCAGAAGCGCCAUGCUCUCGUCUCCGCCAUCGCCGCCUCCGCCGUUCCUUCCCUCGUCCUCGCCCGCGGCCACCGCAUCGAGACCGUACCUGAGUUUCCCCUUGUCGUCAGUGACUCCGCUGAGGGUGUGGAGAAAUCCAAGGAGGCUAUCAAGGUUCUGAAGCAAAUCGGAGCCUUCCCUGAUGCUGAGAAGGCCAAGGACAGCACUGGCAUUCGUCCUGGUAAGGGGAAGAUGCGUAACCGUCGCUACAUUUCUCGCCGCGGUCCUCUCAUUGUUUACGGUACCGAAGGCGCGAAAGCGGUGAAGGCUUUCCGUAACAUUCCCGGUGUUGAGGUUGCCAAUGUGGAGAGGCUCAACCUUCUGAAGCUUGCACCUGGUGGGCACCUUGGGAGAUUCGUCAUCUGGACAAAAUCUGCUUUCGAGAAGCUCGAUUCGAUUUAUGGGUCGUUUGAUAAGCCAUCGGAGAAGAAGAAGGGUUACUUGCUUCCAAGGUCAAAGAUGGUGAACUCUGAUCUUGCUAGGAUUAUUAACUCUGAUGAGGUUCAGAGUGUUGUGAGGCCUAUCAAGAAGGAUGUGAAGCGUGCCACCCUCAAGAAGAACCCACUGAAGAACCUCAAUGUGAUGCUCAGGCUCAAUCCUUAUGCUAAGACUGCCAAGAGGAUGGCUCUGCUCGCCGAGGCCCAGCGCCUUCAGGCUAAGAAGGAGAAGCUUGAUAAGAUGAGGAAGAUCGUCUCUAAGGAGGAAGCUUCUGCCAUCAAGGCUGCAGGAAAAGCAUGGUAUCACACCAUGGUGUCAGAUUCAGAUUAUACAGAAUUCGACAACUUCUCAAAAUGGCUGGGUGUUUCACAGUGAAGCUUGUCAUUUAUAUUAUCACAUUAGAUUUUUUUUUGUAUGUCCUAAUGUUCAUUGAGAGAUAAAUUUCAGUUGAUUUGAGUUUUUAGCUAAAAAUAUGGAUUCAGUUCCAUAACAAAGUUCAAUUACAUUUCUUGUUGAAUUACUAUUGAAAUAUAUUAGUGAUGAAAACAAAGGACCAGACUACAUGAUCUUGGUUCCUGUGUUUUCCUGUCAGCAAUAAGGCACCAAAACAUUGACUUGCA
This is a messenger RNA of Lotus japonicus, 1513 nucleotides long. Its product is annotated as 60S ribosomal protein L4. Gene Ontology annotation, molecular function: RNA binding; structural constituent of ribosome. Gene Ontology annotation, cellular component: ribosome; cytosolic large ribosomal subunit. Bases 48 to 1268 code for a protein of 406 amino acids. Gene Ontology annotation, biological process: translation. The record is from RefSeq and is a predicted model, not a curated record. The transcript has 2 exons. NCBI's taxonomy places the organism in Eukaryota, Viridiplantae, Streptophyta, Magnoliopsida, Fabales, Fabaceae.